Molecule: messenger RNA, 2292 nt
Organism: Epinephelus lanceolatus (giant grouper)
Lineage: Eukaryota; Metazoa; Chordata; Actinopteri; Perciformes; Serranidae
Gene: idh3a
Product: isocitrate dehydrogenase (NAD(+)) 3 catalytic subunit alpha
Biological process (GO): tricarboxylic acid cycle; isocitrate metabolic process
Cellular component (GO): mitochondrion
Molecular function (GO): magnesium ion binding; NAD binding; isocitrate dehydrogenase (NAD+) activity
Source: RefSeq, a predicted model, not a curated record
AAGUGCUGCUGCAUCGACCUUGGCUUGUUGAAGAUGGCUGGGAAGGCGUGGAGGUCAGCGAUUCUUAAUCUACUAAAACAGUGGGGUUUAUCGCUCAAUGGCAAGGAUAAAAUCAAGGCACAGGAAGUGUCCCGGGUGGUUGGAGCUUUGAAGACAGAGACUCCACAACUUAGGACGUUCACACGUGGAAUUCACACUGUUACUUUAAUCCCUGGUGAUGGAAUUGGUCCAGAGAUCUCCUCUGCUGUCAUGAAGAUAUUUGAAGCAGCUAAAGCACCUAUACAAUGGGAAGAGAGGAAUGUUACAGCCAUCCAAGGACCUGGAGGCAAGUGGAUGAUCCCUCCUGAUGCCAAAGAAUCAAUGGACAGGAACAAAAUUGGCCUAAAAGGCCCUUUGAAGACACCAAUAGCUGCUGGCCAUCCAUCUAUGAAUCUGCUCCUAAGGAAAACCUUUGACCUGUAUGCCAAUGUGCGCCCCUGUGUGUCCAUUGAGGGCUACAAGACCCCCUACACUGAUGUGAACCUGGUCACUAUCAGGGAGAACACUGAGGGAGAAUACAGUGGGAUUGAGCAUGUGAUUGUUGAUGGAGUUGUGCAGAGUAUUAAGCUCAUUACAGAGCAAGCCAGCCAACGCAUCGCUGAGUAUGCUUUUGAAUACGCCAGAAAUAAUCAGAGGGCCAGUGUUACUGCUGUUCAUAAGGCCAAUAUUAUGCGCAUGUCUGAUGGGCUUUUCCUACGAAAAUGCAGAGAGGCAGCCGAAAAGCACAGAGACGUGAAAUUCACUGAGAUGUACUUGGAUACUGUGUGCCUUAAUAUGGUACAGGAUCCCACACAGUUUGAUGUACUAGUGAUGCCAAAUUUGUAUGGAGACAUCUUAAGUGAUCUUUGUGCUGGACUGAUCGGAGGUCUUGGAGUGACUCCUAGUGGAAACAUCGGCGCCAAUGGUGUUGCCAUAUUUGAGUCGGUUCAUGGAACUGCCCCUGAUAUAGCAGGAAAAGAUAUGGCCAAUCCCACAGCCUUGCUGCUCAGUGCAGUGAUGAUGCUGCGGCACAUGGGCCUGCACGGCCACGCCAAGAAGAUUGAAACUGCCUGCUUUGACAUCAUUCGAGACAAAAAGGUUCUAACAAAAGACCUGGGAGGAAACUCAAAGUGCUCCGAAUUCACAGCAGCGAUAUGUCAACGAGUGCAGGAGCUGGACUGAAAUGAUGCUAAUGAGACAAGUUAAUCAUUAGGGUCUCUUUACUUCAUUAUAUGAUGCUGUAUCGGCACAUUUUAAACCAUAGCAUGUAUUUUUAAAAAGAAGGACUCAGGAGUUAUGGUGUGUCCACAUAGUGUUUUUGUUUGACAGAAAAGCAGUGGCAGGGCGCUGGGGAGCACUUUACAAAAUGCAAGCUCCCAGUGCGUAUGUGGUCUGUUUCUAUGACAACAGUAUCUUGACAUUUACAUUACCAAGGCAGUUUACGUAAUGCUAUUUGAACAGACAGUUGACUACACAAUUAACAACAAGCUUGCAACAUGUACGGUGAUAAAAGCACACUCACCAGCAACGUUCAGUGUUUGUCCAAUCUGCUCCUACAGUUGGGCUUUUCUGUCUCUGUUGUAAUAGCAUCUCACUGACAUAUAGCUCGAUAUAGACAGUAGCUAAAGAAGCAGCUGUGACAACACCAGCGCCUUUCUGAAAAGUUCCUGUGACUUUCAACCACAAGUGCUCAAGAGAGCCGCACAAAAAACCCGGAGCACUCUGAAAAAGAUGCUGACUGCAGUGCUUCUUCUCCAUUGGUAACAAUUUUUAAAAAGACACUGGCACUCAGAAAAAAACACUAUGUGGACACAGGCCCGUAGAGAUCCUGAACAUUUUAUUAUGCCCUCUGCACACUCCAAAGCACUGUCUUAAAACAUACAAUGCACAGUUACUGUAUAAGUGAUAAGUAUUUUAUUCUUAAACUGUUUAAUCUGUGGUGAAUAUUGUCUAUUUAUUGGCUGAAUUUGGCCUCUCGUCUAAUGUGAUUGACGCUGUUAUUUUGACAUAAAAGAUGCAAUCCGUAACCUCCAUGAUCAAACACUCGAAACGUUCGUCAACAAGUCAAACUCUUCAGUUACACUGUGGAUAUAUUUCACAUUCAUAUUGUGAAAAAAAUACGGAUUGAAGCUUUCAUGAUUUAAACAUCAUCAGGCUUCUGUGUCAUGAAUCUUGCAGAUGUUUUGCACUCUUUCUGCCAUGUCAUACUGUGUUUUCUUGCUGCAAAUAUCAUGAAUGUAUGAAGAAAAAUAAAUAUUGCAAUGACAUCAGAAA